UGCAGAGGGUGUGUGCCCCGUGAGCUCCACAGACGUGGCAGCUCCGGGUAGGGGCCGAGCUGGGCUGGCAGGCUCUCCCUUGCCCCUGCUGGCCACCAGUCCUGAGGGAGUCUUGCGCUGCCACCCAUGGGACAAUGCACCAGGCUGGCCACUAUCCCUGGCUUUCUCCAGCUGUGAACGGCUCAGCGGAGCAGGAAGCCCGGAGGGUGCUGGGCAGGGCCUGGGACCCACCUCCAGGGGUCGGGCUGCCCCUGCUCACUGUCAUCAUAGCUGUCUAUGUCCUGCUGGCAGUAUGUAUUGUAUUGGUGGUCCACUUUGGUCCAAGGCUACACCGGGGACAUGCCACUCUCCCCACAGAGCCUCCAGCCCCAAAGCUGGAGGGCGGCAUCUACCUCAUCCAAUGGCGAGUGCUGGGCCCCCAGGACAGUCAGGAAGACACCCAGCAGGGCCCUCCUGUCCCUGGCUCCUGUCUUGUGCCAGAUGGGCCUGGGCUCAGCAUCGAUGAAGUCACAUAUCUCUAAGAGGGAGACUCUGGAGAGUUGGCCUGAGCUGGCUCAGAACAAGAAACUGGACAGAGAAUUAGGACAAAAGCAAACUGGGGCCUGGGUAUCAGAGCUUUGGAGGUGCGCGCAUGGACUAAGCUGGAGCUGCCCUCUCAACAGAAUGUAGAGAAAGCCCUGUGGUGGACAGGAGAAAUAAAAGAAGCUUGAGGGCCCUGCCCAGACACACGCUGCUCUGAGCAUUCCCAGGGCCCAAGACCGCCCUUGCAAAGCUGCUCGCUCUUCUUCAGGGACCACUAGACCCCUGAACAACGUCGUUGGAGUCCCUACCCCUCUUUCCACCCCA
Molecule: messenger RNA, 846 nt
Organism: Rhinolophus ferrumequinum (greater horseshoe bat)
Lineage: Eukaryota; Metazoa; Chordata; Mammalia; Chiroptera; Rhinolophidae
Gene: SMIM33
Product: small integral membrane protein 33
Exons: 2
Coding region: 135-521 (128 amino acids)
Source: RefSeq, a predicted model, not a curated record